Jaculus jaculus (lesser Egyptian jerboa) is the source of this 939-nucleotide messenger RNA. Its product is annotated as olfactory receptor 8H3-like. Lineage: Eukaryota; Metazoa; Chordata; Mammalia; Rodentia; Dipodidae. The coding region runs from base 1 to 939 and encodes 312 amino acids. Gene Ontology annotation, biological process: sensory perception of smell; G protein-coupled receptor signaling pathway. Gene Ontology annotation, cellular component: membrane. Gene Ontology annotation, molecular function: G protein-coupled receptor activity; odorant binding; olfactory receptor activity. The record is from RefSeq and is a predicted model, not a curated record. The transcript has a single exon.
AUGAACACCUGGAAUCAUACAACUGUGGCUGAUUUCAUCCUCCUGGGACUCACAGAUUCCAAGGAGAUGAGGCUGGUCCUCUCCAUGCUCUUUCUCCUGAUAUACCUGACUACUGUGCUGGGGAAUGUGGGCAUGAUAUUGCUCAUUCGCUUAGAUGCUAAGCUUCACACUCCCAUGUAUUUCUUUCUCACUCACUUGUCAUUCCUGGACCUCAGUUACUCAACUGUCAUCACACCCAAAACCUUACAGAUCCUGCUGACUUCCUGCAGGCAUAUCUCCUUCACGGGCUGCUUCACACAGAUGUUCUUCUUUAUUCUCCUGGCUGCUGCUGAAUGUUUUCUUCUCUCCUCCAUGGCCUAUGACCGUUAUGUAGCUAUCUGCAGUCCUCUACAUUAUCCAGUCAUUAUGUCCACAGGACUCUGCCAUGUCCUCCUCACAGUGUCCUAUGUGAUUGGAGCAAUGGAUUCCACUGUCUCUGUGCUUUGCAUAAGCAGAGUGCAAAUCUGCAACUCCAAUGUCAUUCAUCACUUUUUCUGUGACACGACGCCAGUUUUAGCUCUAUCCUGCAGUGACACUCAUGACACUGAAAUAGUGAUAUUCAUUUUAGCUGGUUCUACUUUAAUAUUGUCUCUUGUCAUAUUAUUUGUAUCCUAUGUAUCUAUUUUAUCUACAAUUUUGAAAAUCAGUUCCACUUCUGGGAAGCAGAAAGCCUUCUCCACUUGUGCAUCCCAUCUCCUGGGAGUCACCAUCUUUUAUGGCACCUUGAUCUUUACUUAUCUAAAACCAAGUAAGUCCUACUCCUUGGGAAAGGAUCAAGUGGCUUCUGUUUUUUACACUAUUGUGAUCCCCAUGCUGAAUCCACUCAUCUAUAGUUUGAGAAACAAGGAUGUGAAAAAUGCAUUCAUUAGAGUCUUACAGAGGAGAGAGGGCUCCAGGUAA